AUGACUAUUGAGCUAAUCGUAUCAGCAAAAGGCAAAAACGAAAUUUUGUUAGAAAGAGCUCCUUCAACGUUAGAAGAGCUCAGAGAGAAAUGCAGCUCCGUCUACAAAAUCCGCGGAGAAUCAAUAUCGUUCCAAUAUAAAAUCCUAAAAGAGCGAUAUCCGAUUCUCAACAAUAAAACAUACACAACUCUAAUAAGUUCAAAUCUUGGUACAGUAAUAAUUCGCGCUGCAAUUUCUCGCGACUCAAAAUCUACAUGAUCAACACUCGACUCAACCAUAAGGGACAAACUAUCUUCGGCUUCCUAUUCAACAAACCCAACAAAUAAUCCAACAACUCCUCACAGCGAUUUUUCUGCGAAAUUUUCAGAAGAUUACUUAUCUAUGAUCCAGCUGGGAGAAAGCACAAUUAUCCAAAAAAGUUCAAACGACUUAAAAACUCGCCACCAUACUUUUGAAAAUGGUGAAAUUUAUAUUGGAGAGUUUGGAACGCAUUUUAUGAGAAAUGGGCAAGGCAGCCAUAAAUGGACAAAUGGAGAUUUUUAUGAAGGGAAUUGGAAAAAUGAUCGAAGGUCAGGGUAUGGAAGGAUGCUUUAUAUUGAUAGUGGAGUUUAUGAAGGCUAUUGGAAACAUGAUAAAAAGCAUGGGAAAGGAAAAUUGACGACAAAAAAUGGAAGCGUUCUUGAAGGAGUUUGGGUGUCUGAUAAACUCCAUGGGAAAGCAAUAAUAAAUUGUCCAUCAGGAGAUCUAUUUGAAGGGUUCUUUAUAAAUGGGAAGCCUGAUGGAUACGGAAAACUUAUAACACAAAAUGGCUUGUCAUACUUGCCAUAUAACGAUUCGGUUUUAAUUUAA
This is a messenger RNA of Blepharisma stoltei, 849 nucleotides long. Lineage: Eukaryota; Ciliophora; Heterotrichea; Heterotrichida; Blepharismidae. The record is from the annotation of a GenBank genome assembly.